CCGGUCAAUGAUUAACCCGCCCGGGCCGCGGAGCUGAGCUGCUGCUGCGGGGCCGGGGGCCGCGGCGGGGCCGCAGAGGGGGCGGCCGGGCUGGCGGGGACCCCGCGGGCACCGACGCAUCUCCGUGGGAUGGAGGGCGACGCACCGGGCGGGCCCGGGGGCCGCGGCCCCGCAGCCGAAGGAGCGGAGCGGGGGGGCAGCGGCGGGGCGGCCGAGGGGCUGCCCGGCCCCGGCACCCGCCGGGACGGCGGGGACGGGCCCGUGGUGGUGGCGGCGGUCACCAACGCGGCCUUCGAGGGGGACCCGCCGCCCUACUCGCCCCCGGACCCCAAGAGCGCUCACCUCCUCUACCCGCCGUUCCCGGCCGGCUUCUCCCAGCCAGUGCCCGUCGUCUACCAGCCGGGACCGGGGCCCUUCCCCCCCCCGGGCACCGCUCCUGCGCCCCUGCCCUACGCCACCUACGACGGGCAGCCGAGCGCAGGGCCAGCGCCCGCGGGCCGCGGGCAGCGCCCGCCCAAGGACUACAUGGUGGAGUCAGUGCUGGUGACCAUCUUCUGCUGCCUGCUGACCGGCGUCAUCGCCCUCGUCUACUCCCACGAGACCCGGGCUGCGCUCGGCCGCGGGGACAUGGCCCAGGCAAAUGUGGCAUCCAAAAAAGCCCAGUCGCUGGUCCUCUUCAGCCUUCUCUUCGGGUUGUUCGCCUCCAUCAGCUGGGUCAUCUACGUCCUGGUGGCCCUGUACCUGUGACAGGGACCCCGAGCCCCAGGGACAUGGUGGGUGCUGGGGGCUCCUCGCAGCUCACCACGGCCCGGGGAAGGGGGGGGACACACUCUGGCCGGAGCUGCCGCAGGAAAACGGGUGACCACAAAGUGUCACCGGGGCCGAGGGGCAGCGCCCGGCCUUCCCGGCGGGGUGAAGAGCCGCUGCGGAGCCACACGGGCCUUCGCCCGCCCGCUCUCAGCCCCGCGAAGCGCGGCGCGGGCAGGACAGACCCGCACCGAGGCGAUGCCGGCGCCGGCUCUGGGCACGGAGCCGUGUCGGAGCGGUGGCACCGCGCAGGGGAUGGGGCUCUGCUGCGGGAUGCGGAAUGCCGUGACGGCGGACGGUCACUGGGAGAUGCAGAACGGGACCCUGUCGCAGCGGGAGCGUCUCGCAGGCGCGGUGGAGACAGAGCAACCGGCCAAGACUGGACGGAGAGGCCAAGGCGUGCAGCCGCUCCGGGCGCACGAUAAUUAAUAAUGUGAGGGGAGCUAAAAAGCUCGUAUUUAGCUUCUACGGUAAUUUUGCACACACAAACACACACACACACACACACACAGGCUGUAUCACCACCUUUGUGCUGCUUCCAGAUUGAAAUAAAAUACAGGUGUAGCCAAA
Tyto alba (common barn owl) is the source of this 1377-nucleotide messenger RNA. It is a transcript of the gene PRRT1B, whose product is annotated as proline rich transmembrane protein 1B. NCBI's taxonomy places the organism in Eukaryota, Metazoa, Chordata, Aves, Strigiformes, Tytonidae. Gene Ontology annotation, cellular component: membrane. The record is from RefSeq and is a predicted model, not a curated record. Bases 130 to 747 code for a protein of 205 amino acids. The transcript has 4 exons.